AUGGAUUCUUCAUCCUAUGAGAAUCCAACUCCUGAUCAGAACUUCUCCUCUGAAUUCUCAUUCUGGUUUCUUGACAACAAUAGGGUUCCUAAACAAGAACUUGAGACCACUGAAGCUAUUCAAUCAUUAAAUUUGAAAAGAGAUUCCAAGAGGCAAGAAAAGCAGUACAUAGGAGUAAGAAAGCGUCCAUGGGGAAAAUACGCAGCGGAAAUCAGGGAUUCAACAAGGAAUGGAAUGAGAGUUUGGCUAGGAACAUUUGAGAGCCCAGAAGAGGCAGCUUUGGCUUAUGAUCAAGCAGCUUUCUCGAUGAGGGGUCCCCUGGCUAGCCUCAACUUUCCAAUGGAUCGAGUCCAGAAAUCACUUGAAGGUAUUAAGCAUAACUGGGAGAAUGGCUGCUCACCAGCUGCGGUUCUGAAGGCAACCCACAAAAUCAGGAGUAGCAUGUCAAAAAGAGCAAGAAGAAAUCAAGAAAAACAAGGAGAAAAAGUUGUUGUGGAGCUUCAGGACUUGGGAGCUGACCUUUUGGAGGAGCUUCUCAGUUCCUCAUCUGAAAGUGCCGCUAGUAGUCAUUAA
This is a messenger RNA of Coffea eugenioides, 573 nucleotides long. Its product is annotated as ethylene-responsive transcription factor 1B-like. Lineage: Eukaryota; Viridiplantae; Streptophyta; Magnoliopsida; Gentianales; Rubiaceae. Gene Ontology annotation, biological process: regulation of DNA-templated transcription; ethylene-activated signaling pathway. The transcript has a single exon. Gene Ontology annotation, molecular function: DNA binding; DNA-binding transcription factor activity. Bases 1 to 573 code for a protein of 190 amino acids. The record is from RefSeq and is a predicted model, not a curated record.